AUGGAUGGCCUCUACUCCAGUUGGCGCCAGAAGAAGCGGCCUCCGCUCCUCCGCCCCACGCGGCCGCUGGUGCUCGCCAACAAGGUGGCGAACCGCAGGGAGCAGCCGGGCGAGGCAACGUGCAUUACGGAGAUGUCGGUGAUGAUGGCCUGCUGGAAACAGAACGACUUCAACAGCUCUGCUUGUGCCGAGGAGAUCCGCAUGUUCCACGACUGCGUGGCAAAGGCAGAAAAGGAACGCAGGGAGCAAGCGGAGAAAGCGGAGGAAGACACCUGGGGACUCAGGGAAAACUUAACUUCAAGCAAAGCGAACAAGCUUCUGAGGAGAUUUCCUAAUAUCACGCGUUAUGUGUAAUGUACCUUACUGAGAGACUGUGGAGAAG
Molecule: messenger RNA, 382 nt
Organism: Tinamus guttatus (white-throated tinamou)
Lineage: Eukaryota; Metazoa; Chordata; Aves; Tinamiformes; Tinamidae
Gene: CHCHD1
Product: coiled-coil-helix-coiled-coil-helix domain containing 1
Biological process (GO): mitochondrial translation
Cellular component (GO): mitochondrial ribosome; nucleoplasm; mitochondrion
Molecular function (GO): RNA binding
Source: RefSeq, a predicted model, not a curated record